Molecule: messenger RNA, 2533 nt
Organism: Temnothorax curvispinosus
Lineage: Eukaryota; Metazoa; Arthropoda; Insecta; Hymenoptera; Formicidae
Gene: Gnptab
Product: N-acetylglucosamine-1-phosphotransferase subunits alpha/beta
Exons: 7
Coding region: 93-2330 (745 amino acids)
Biological process (GO): N-glycan processing to lysosome; carbohydrate phosphorylation
Cellular component (GO): Golgi apparatus
Molecular function (GO): UDP-N-acetylglucosamine-lysosomal-enzyme N-acetylglucosaminephosphotransferase activity
Source: RefSeq, a predicted model, not a curated record
GCACAGUGCCCCAGUAUGCCCACACCCACAGUACCCACACGGUGCGCAGCACCGCAUGGUCUCACAGUCUCACCCUUCAAUUGAACCUAGCGAUGCUAAUUGCAUCUAACGUCUUUAUCAAUAUAAUGAGCACAUGGAAGUUGAUACAGCGACGGUGUUACGACUUGCUCUCGUAUAAGUACUCAUUGCUCGUGAUAUUGGUGGCGUUUACUUGCAUAUUCAUCGGCAUAGUACACUUUGGAGAGGUAUGGUUGAUAUGGAGCAAGGAAAAAUAUGAAGCGGUCUUUCACUCCUUCAACGACAAUAUCCUGGGAAAAUCUUUCCAAAACAAAUUGUGCCAGCACGUCCCCAUAGACGUGGUUUACACCUGGGUGAACGGAUCUGAUUCGCUAUUUUUAGAAAGUCUUCAGAAACAUGUGCCAGUUGUGGAUCUCAGUGCCGCAGCUUCGAGAUUCAGUGACAAAGACGAGCUGCGCUAUUCGUUGCGAUCAUUGGAGAUGUAUGCACCCUGGGUGAGGCACGUUUACAUCGUUACCAACGGCCAAAUACCGAGCUGGCUCGAUAUGGACAAUCCUCGGGUGACUUUGGUCACUCACGAAGACAUUUUUCUGAAUAAAAGUGAUUUACCAACCUUUUCUAGUCCUGCUAUUGAAAGUCAUAUUCAUAGAAUACCUGGAGUCUCCGAUAAGUUCUUGUAUUUUAACGACGACGUAAUGUUAGGUGCCGAAAUAUGGCCGGAGGACUUUAUAACUCAAGCGGGCGGACAAAAGGUAUAUCUGGCGUGGUGGGUUCCCGAUUGCUCCGAGAUCUGUCCGUGGGCAUGGGUCGGCGAUGGAUCGUGCGAUCACGCUUGUAAUACGACGUUGUGCGAAUUUGACGGUGGAGAUUGCCAAGCGACUGAUGUCCCUAUAGAUAGUGAGAUGAUGGAAGAGGAAGAUGACUAUCCGUACAAGUAUCUACAAGAUUCUCGUGAAAAUAAUAACGAGCUGAGACUGUUAAGCAUCUUACGCAAUAGAAACGUCAUCCGUUCAUUGCCAGAAGACAUGCUAAUGUCCACAGUUCAAACAUUACAUUUGUAUAAUUUCAGUACUACUUCUACGUCAAUCAAAACGUUUCACAAUCUCGGAAAUAGCAGUUCUAAGGAAUUACAAGCGCGAAGCAUAAAAAUUAACGAUGGAGAAAAGUAUAAAUCUAUAAGAAAUUUGAAGACAAUAUAUUCCAAACUUUUACACGUAAAUGCCUCGAGCAAAACUGCAUAUCGUAUCAAACGAUUAAAACGUUAUCGCAAUAUCAUGAAUGCGGCGCAGUCCAACAAUUCUGUUAAGUUCGAUAAAUUCGCGUAUCCGAAUCAGUGGAAACGCAAUGCACGAGGAUUGGACACUUACGCGGAGUCUUUGUUAUACGUUAAUAAGAUAUACAACGCCGGUUACGGCCUCGAACGGAGGCGAGUGCCAGCGCAUAUGCCGCACUUGGUAGACAAGUGGAUCGUAAAUAGUAUGCAGGAGAAGUUUGAUCUUGAAUUUAAGAAAACGUCUAGUCACAAAGUGAGAGAUCGCGAGGAUAUGCAAUUUGCAUUUUCUUACUUCUACUUUUUAUCAAGCGAGAAACGGAGAGUGCCCGUCGGGGAGAUAUUCGACAUGUUUGACACUGACAAAUCACGCACUUGGUCGGACAGAGAAAUAAGGACGCUUUUAUCGAGAUUAUACCCGUUGCCACUCGAUUAUAAUCUAGUCAUGGAAUUUGAAAGUCAGAUAAUGAAUUGUUCGCGUCGGAUAAAUCUGCCGGAUAUCAUUGACGUUCCACCCGGAGAGAGGUAUCUGGACUCCACUCUCCCAGUGGUUUCGAAAGAAUUGAUAUUGAACUGCGAAUCAGUUUCUAGAAGGAUGCAAUUAAAAUUCGGCAAAGGUAGUCGCUAUCCGCAUGAAAUAAUAAAGGCUGGCAAGAAUGAAAUUUUCGAGAUGCUGACCAGCAAUGUUUCCUUAACAGUACAAUUGCUCGAUGAAAUUCGGAGAGAUCCGAAGAAGUUUAUCUGCUUGAACGAUGACAUCGACCCUAUUCGACGUUCCGAGAACGAGAUUGUUCGCGCCUUGUUAAACGAUUUUUAUCGUUCGCUGUAUCCGCUGCGAAGCACGUUUGAAUUACCGUCACAAUAUCGAAAUCGUUUUUCCCACCUACACGAACUUCUUGAAUGGCGAGCAAGUCGUGCGAAAGCUAGAAACCUACUAUUGUGCCUUCUGGCGUUGCUCUUUAUGUUUACAUUUUAUCACGUACUCUACCAUCACAUGCGCAGAUUGUGCAGAACUCGAGAAUUAUCUACGUUUCUAGCGUGAAGAAUUAAUAAUAAAGCCAAACUAUCAAUCCACGUACAGCUGCACGAUGGAACUAACAAUAUUAACUAUCGAUAUAAUACGCAAUGUUAAAUUUAUAAUUUAAAAACAUUCGUCGGAAGAUCUGUAAGAAUUUUUUGAUUCGACAUAUUCUAAAAUCAGAUAACGAUAUAUCUGUGAUACAAUAAACACUUUUUAUAAUCGCA